Molecule: messenger RNA, 805 nt
Organism: Chaetomium strumarium
Lineage: Eukaryota; Fungi; Ascomycota; Sordariomycetes; Sordariales; Chaetomiaceae
Exons: 1
Coding region: 127-588 (153 amino acids)
Source: RefSeq, a predicted model, not a curated record
UAACGGAUAGCCUGGCAACUGAAGCAUAUACAUGCAGCCAUGUCUCCUCUUUUGGCCCGACAAAGCUUUUGUCUCUGGUCUUCACCGUCUAGCCUGCUUUCUUGACAGACGGGAGGCCACAUCGACAUGACCCAGGCCAGAGGAACGCCAGCCAUGGACGUGGCACGCUCACUUCAGAUCGUUGCCGUCCUCCUUUCCUUGCUGAGCAUUGGAGCAGCCCAUCACAUACCCGCGCGUCUAUCACGACCCAUCUUUGCGCCAGACACGCUCAAGCGAGCCACCUCGCAAGACCCUUCCUGCCCGGACGGGUUCCUCUGCCUCCAGCAACCAUGUCCCAGCUCGGCCAUCUGCGCGGCAGGCGAGAUGUGUCUCAACUUUGAGGGCACUCUUGCUUGUGUGCCACAGGGCGCCUCUUUCUGUGCCCUGAACCCCAGCUCUUUCGAAGGCGUGGGCUGCUGGAACGGAAUGUGUUGGUUUGUGCCCCUGGUCCCCCUAAUGUUCUUGAGAUCCUUGAGGAGAAAGCGACUAAAUAAGCCAACCAUUCCAAAGCCACGGUCAAUGUUAUGCAUCAGAUGCCGUGUGCUGUGACAAUCCGGGAACCCAGUGCUCUUUGGGUCGGGCCUGCAAUGUGUGUAGUCCUGGCCAAAAGUGCGCAAAUGGGGGCUGUUCUGGAGACACAACCGCUGUUUUCCCCGUUCCUCCUACUAGCACUACCGCCAAGACACCCAGCACUAGCAGUUCGCCCGUUUCCCCGCCUGCCUCUUCGACGACUCGCAUCACGACGUCCACUCCCCGGCCAAGUACC